AUGAAGUACAUUCACUCGAAGGAGACUCUCACCAUCCCCGACGGUGUCAAGGUCGAGAUCAAGACCAGACAUGUCACCGUCACCGGCCCCCGUGGCGUUCUCCAGAAGUCGCUCCAGCACUUGGCUGUCUGCUUCUCGCACCCCGAGAAGAACAUCAUCGACAUCGAGAUGCACCACGGUGCCCGCAAGAACGUCGCCGCUCUCCGCACCGUCCGCACCAUCAUCUACAACAUGAUCGUUGGUGUCACCAAGGGCUACAAGUACAAGAUGCGCUACGUCUACGCCCAUUUCCCCAUCAACGUCAACCUCGAGAAGAACAACGAGACUGGCCGCAUGGAGGUUGAGAUCAGAAACUUCUUGGGCGAGAAGCUCGUUCGCCGUGUCGUUAUGGCCGACGGUGUCGAGGUCGAGGCUUCCAAGAACGUCAAGGACGAGCUGCAGCUCACCGGUAACGACCUCGAGAAGGUCUCCCAGAGCGCUGCCGACAUCCAGCAGAUCUGCAGAGUCCGCAACAAGGAUAUCAGAAAGUUCUUGGACGGUCUCUACGUCUCGGAGCGCGGCAACAUCGUCGAGGAGUAA
Messenger RNA from Aureobasidium pullulans EXF-150, 579 nucleotides. Its product is annotated as ribosomal protein L6. Bases 1 to 579 code for a protein of 192 amino acids. Gene Ontology annotation, molecular function: structural constituent of ribosome; rRNA binding. Gene Ontology annotation, biological process: cytoplasmic translation. The record is from RefSeq and is a predicted model, not a curated record. Lineage: Eukaryota; Fungi; Ascomycota; Dothideomycetes; Dothideales; Saccotheciaceae. Gene Ontology annotation, cellular component: ribosome; cytosolic large ribosomal subunit. The transcript has 3 exons.